AUGUUUACGGGCGCUARUUAUUUUUCYCCUUUGAWAAGUCCCGAAUUGCCAUCGAUCGGUGAUCGUGCGUCAUCGUUUUCAAUGUUCUACAGCGGCGGAGAUACCAAAUCGAGUCCGACUACGUUAAGGCUCAGUUCAAUAUCGUCAUCGCUAGACAGUAAACCCAAUAGUGCUGCUAAUUCUCCCGGCCCGUGCUCUGAAAACGGCGAAAUCGAUUACAAAGYUCUGUACGAAGAAGUAGUCGUAGACAACGAACGAUUAAGGCGACAGUUACAGAAGACUGAAGAAGACCUACUAGAAGCCAAAAUUACUAUAGAAAAACAGUCGACCAAUGCCGGAAAAAGCACUACAUUGUCAGAAACGGAAAAACGCGAAAGGCGGGCUAUGGAGAGAAAAUUGUCAGAGAUGGAAGAGGAACUCAAGCAAUUACAAAAGUUGAAAGCAGAAAAUGAACGGCUCCGAACUGAGAACAAAGCCCUUACCAGAGUCGUUUCUAAACUUACUCAUACCUGAUAAUGCGAACACUUCAUUUUUUUUUUUUAUGUAUGUAGAUGAUGUGCAACAUUGAAUUGUGAUGUAUGCUGUUUUUAUACUCAGUGUGUUUGUGAAUUCCCAUUCCAGUUGGUCUACUAAUCAAUUAAUUUUUGUUUUGUCAGAUGUACACAAAACUUGUUUGAGCUUUUUCAAUGAUCAUACUUAAUAAAUCUCAAUUUAUUGGAUA
Molecule: messenger RNA, 721 nt
Organism: Diuraphis noxia (Russian wheat aphid)
Lineage: Eukaryota; Metazoa; Arthropoda; Insecta; Hemiptera; Aphididae
Gene: Mbs
Product: Myosin binding subunit
Cellular component (GO): cytoplasm
Molecular function (GO): phosphatase regulator activity; protein kinase binding; enzyme inhibitor activity
Source: RefSeq, a predicted model, not a curated record